AUGGGUUGCAAUCAGUGCAAACCUUGCAGCAGAGGGUCCGCUAAAAAAGCACCGAUCGUGUUCGGAAAUGGACACACGUUCAGCGAGAAAGAAAAACGACGCUUCUUCAAGCACAACCGGACGACGGCCAACGGCAUCGCGACCAUCGACGCGACGCACUACAACAACAUGGCGUCGGGAAGCGCGUUGGCCGACGGCACGCCCGACGACGACCACGAGCGGAAGGAGAGCACAUCGGUGAAGUCGCUCGGGUCGUUCUCGGCCGGCAGCGAGUCGGUGACGGCGGCGCAGACGUUGCAUUUGUUCUCCGAUGUGAAGAUACUUCCGGAGAUGAGCGGCGAGGAGAAGGCGGUGCUGCUGAACACGUGGAAGAUCAUCAGGGAGAACGUCGCGCGCGUUGGCGUCAUCGCCUUCAUGGGAAUGUUUGAGGAUAAUCCGAACGUCAAAGCUGCGUUCAUUAGCCUACGGAACAUGGAUGAAGUGGAACUGCGCAACAGCAAAGAGUUAAGAGGCCAUGCUCUGCGCGUGAUGGGCAUGGUCGACAAGGUGACGACACGGCUGAACGAGCCAGAGAAGAUAGAACAGCUGCUGCGCACACUCGGCACGAAACAUGUCGGAUACGGAGCCAAGAUCCAGUACAUCGACCUUCUUGGCUCCCAGUUUAUCCUCGCCGUUAAGCCGAUACUAGAAGACCACGGAAGUUGGGACGCAAGCGUCGAGAACAUCUGGAAGAAGCUGUUCUCUAUCAUCGGAUUCCACCUGAAGAAUGGCAUGCAGGACAACCUGCGACAACGCUCGAAGGACAGUCCCGGCGGUCGCCUUCUGCAGGACAAACGCGCAUCGCACGAUUCUCGCUCGUAGCCACUCCGAUUCGAAUGACGUCAUCAAUUUGUGUGCUCAACGAUGU
Molecule: messenger RNA, 907 nt
Organism: Priapulus caudatus
Lineage: Eukaryota; Metazoa; Priapulida; Priapulimorpha; Priapulimorphida; Priapulidae
Exons: 4
Coding region: 1-861 (286 amino acids)
Molecular function (GO): oxygen binding; heme binding
Source: RefSeq, a predicted model, not a curated record